Pseudonaja textilis is the source of this 2262-nucleotide messenger RNA. The record is from RefSeq and is a predicted model, not a curated record. Lineage: Eukaryota; Metazoa; Chordata; Lepidosauria; Squamata; Elapidae.
AUGACCCCAACGACCAAACAGACGUCCACCGUCUCGCUUACGCCAAGCAACCUCAGCCACACAGAUGCCCUCAGCCGCUACCCUCUGCCAGCUCCCGCUGUAGACCCGGCCCCUGUCCAUGCCAUCUUCGAGGUCACCGAGCUUGACCUUCCAGUCACCACCCACGACAUCGCUACCAAAUCCAAGUUGGACAGAACAAUUGCCCAGAUCAGUCACGGUUUUGAUUCCCAGGUUGUGAGUGAUGAAAAUCCUUUCUUCUACUCAAUGCUCCCUGCUGAAGGAGGCCAGUACCCAGGGAUCGUGAAACUGGUCCUCCAUUUUAGGUGGAUCUUGGUGGGUCUCCUUGCUCCAGACACUGAGAAUGGACAAAGGUUCAUGAGGACGUUGACUUCCAUGCUGGUCAGGAAUGGCAUUUGCCCAGUUUUAUCACAAAUCUUUAUCCCAGCUUCUCGGAAAGCGAACAUAGACUGGCAUUUAUACCUCAGUUGGAGAAAUGUGAAUGUCUUUAUUUUUGGUGCAGAAUUCAGUUCAUUCAAUGUAGGGGUUUUACUUAUGGAUUUAGUAUUUAAACAAGUUGCUGAGCCUCCUAGAGGUAAAGUCCUGCUCACCACAAUCCGCUGGGACUUCACUAUUUAUAUGAAAAAACAAUCUUUUCCUGUUGAAUACAUCCAUAGCAUAUUUUCCUUUCCUAUGAAGAAAAAUCAAAUUGCAAAGGAUGUUAGUUAUUUGAACCUUUAUUCUUUUAUGAGGCACUAUGCAGAGAUCUCCUUCCUGUGUUCCUAUACCAACAAUGCUUUUGGGGUGAAAGUCUGGAGACGGUGCAAGCAGAGAGAAGAUCUGGAAGCUCUCAUGGAAGAGGAGAUGGAUCCAAUCCUGACUCGAGACAACUAUUUCAUUUACAACACAAUCUGGGUUUUAGCACGGGCCUUAAAUGCAGCUUAUUUAUCCAGAUCCAGGAGCAAAUUUAAAACUGAUGAAAAAGUGAAAACUCCAAAGGUGAAUGCAUGGCAGCUUCAUUCUUUCCUUCGAACCUCUCAAUUUUAUAAUAAUUCCAUCAAUGGGGUCUAUUUGGAUGAGAAUGGAGAGCUGGUAGCUGACCUGGACAUUGUGAACACGGUGGUUUUCUCCAAUAUGUCUUUUAUCAAAGGGCCCAUUGGGAGGCUAGAAAGAGUGGGAUCCCUGGAUUUCAAGUUGAUAAUGAACCUGAAUGCUAUUGCAAAGAUGGAGAUGCUGAACAAGCCCCAGCCUCCUUCCAGGUGUGUGGAAAGCUGUUCUCCUGGAUUCAUGAAGGUGGCUCAGGAAGGGAAGUCCAUCUGCUGCUACAAAUGUCGUCCUUGUGCAGAAAGAACCUUCUCCAGCCAGGAAGAUGCAGACAAAUGUACCAAAUGUCCAGAUGAUCAACAUCCAAACAUCAAUCAAGUUUACUGUAUCCCCAAGAUUAAAAGUUAUCUUUCUUAUAAGGAAAAUCUGGGGAUCAUCCUGACUUCUAUUGCCUUGUUCCUCUCUUUAACCACAAACUUUGGCUUGGGGAUCUUCAUCAAAUUCAUGGAAACACCAAUUGUAAAAGCCAACAACCGGGACCUCUCCUAUAUCCUCCUGGUCUCCCUCCUGCUUUCCAUCUUGACCUCCUUCUUGUUCAUUGGCCAGCCAAGGAGAGUGACUUGCCUCCUCCGACAAACAGCCUUCAGCAUUGUCUACUCAAUUGCCAUUUCUUCAAUCUUGGCCAAAACGAUCACAGUGGUGUUAGCCUUCUUGGCCACAAAACCAGGGAAUAAAGUACAGAGAUGGUUGGGGAAGAGCUUGGCCAACUCUAUCAUCUUUUGUUGCUCUGGUGUCCAAACUGUCAUCUGCAGCAUCUGGUUGGGAAUUUCCCCCCCAUUCCCUGAUUCUGAUAUGCACUCCCAACUUAGAGAGAUCAUCCUACAAUGCAAUGAAGGUUCUGUCACCAUGUUUUAUGUAGCCCUUGGGUACAUGGGCUUCCUGUCUGCUGUUUGCUUCACAGUGGCUUUCCUGGCUAGGAAUCUUCCUGGGGCCUUCAAUGAAGCCAAACUGAUCUCCUUCAGCAUGCUGGUCUUCUGCAGUGUCUGGGUGUCCUUUGUGCCCGCCUAUCUGAGCACCAAAGGAAAGUACAUGGUGGCAGUUCAGAUCUUCUCCAUCUUGGCCUCUAGUGCUGGAUUGCUGAGCUGUAUCUUCAUCCCCAAGUGUUAUAUUAUUAUUUUUAGGCCUGAUCUGAAUACCAAAGAACAUUUGAUGUCAAAAUAA